Messenger RNA from Trichomonas vaginalis G3, 358 nucleotides. Its product is annotated as organellar and viral DNA polymerase type B. NCBI's taxonomy places the organism in Eukaryota, Parabasalia, Trichomonadida, Trichomonadidae. The transcript has a single exon. The record is from RefSeq and is a predicted model, not a curated record. The annotation marks the transcript as partial.
AUGAUUUCAACAAUCGGCACAACAACAAUACAAGCCGCGAACGGCGGGACUCUGUCCACAACUACAGCACCAAACUCGUUAGUCAUGAAUCCUACGUCAAUGUUGGUAGAAAUGAAAAACUUCAUUCCUUCUUCAUAUACUUUCGAAACAAAAAUCCAGAAGAUAAAGCAAGAACUUUUAACAAAUAAUUUAGACUGUAGUGCGAAAGAUGAAACAAAUGAACAGUAUCUUUAUGAAAUGCAGGACAUUAUUGACCAUUUACCCAAAUUGCCUGAAAUCCAACAACAAAAACUCACUAUUCCUGAAUUCGACGAAAUUGAAGUGAAACCAACUGACUCAGUAGAAAUAAAGAAGUUCA